AUGGAAGGCGUCCAGCCUGCGGCGGCUACACCCAAGUCUCUGGAGAUAUUGUGUUUUGAUGGCACUGGUAAUAAGUUCCAAGGGAACGCCUCCGACAGCAACAUCGUGAAGAUAUUCAGCCUUCUGGACCGUCAGGAUGGCAAUCAAUUUCACUACUAUCAGCCUGGUAUUGGGACUUAUGUCGAGACGAGCUCGCUCUCUCACAAAAGUCGCUUUGGUCGGAUAAAGUCAUGGUAUGUUAAGAGCAAAGACAUGGCUAUCGGCACUAGUUUCGGCGAGCAUGUGAUGGCAGGCUACAAGUUCCUCAUGCGCUACUACAACCAAGGCGAUCACCUAUACUUCUUCGGCUUCUCGAGAGGGGCGUACACUGCACGCUUCUUAGCUCAGAUGUUAGACUUCAUUGGCCUUCUUAGCGCUGGCAACGAGGAGAUGCUGCGGUUCGCCUGGAAAACUUUCGCCGGCUGGCAAAUGCGGGCCGAGGGCACGGAAAAGGACAAGGAGAAGAGAAAAGAGCAGUUCAACUUCAUGAAGAAUUUCCGGCAAACGUUCUCGCGGCCCAUUGACCGUAUCCGCUUCAUUGGACUCUUCGAUUGCGUGAAUAGUGUCCCGCAAUUCGAGGCAGCCUGGAUGGGCCGGACAAGGUUUCCGUACUCCGCCAAAUCUUCGGCCCUCGUCAUCCGUCAUGCAGUCAGCAUCGACGAGAGACGUGCGAAGUUCCGUCAAGACCUGGUCUCUGAACAACGAAGGGCACCGGACGAUCACGCUCACGUCCAUGGCGAUCAUCUGCACUGGCACCACAAAGAGGCGCUUGAGGGACCAUCACCAAAUGAGAAAACUGAUCGUCCGAAGCUGCAGUCACCGCCUUCAGAGCAUCACUCACGCUAUUCACCUAAACGACAGACUUCGCAUUUACAGCCUAUAGCCAGCUCAGCAGCCUCGCAGAACGAUGCCGCUUCGACUGCAGGCUCGCAGAUAUCUAUCGACUCCACUGCUGCUGCUCGCGAGAGGCGCCAAGAACACCGUGAUUUUGAUGCUGAUUACCAUGACGAGCAUGAUGAGCAGGAUAUCCUCGAAUUGUGGUUUGCAGGCCAGCAUGGAGAUAUCGGUGGCGGAUGGACAUUGAAGGAGGGCGAGCAACCAGCAAGCGAUCUGCCUCUUAUGUGGAUGGUGCGCGAGGCGAAACGAGCGGGCAUGCCUUUCGACGAAGACAAGCUCGAAGCCUCUGGAUACCUCGUGGAUAAUGUCUUGCGCCAUCAAGAGACCCCAGCGAUCACAAUCGAAGGGCAACCGAUGCCACAGCCACAGCGAACUGCAUCUGUCAACCAUUCAGUAGUUCGUAACGAGGAAGAUAUGCUACGACUUGAGACAACCACAACUGUUCACGACUCGCUCGCUUUUGGCAAGGGUAUGGGUGCGAUGUCCGUGUUGUCGUGGCAAGUGAUGGAGUACCUGCCUUUCCGUCGGAUGGAUCUCCAUGAAGACGGAAGCUGGAAGCCUAUCAGCUGGCCACUGCCGAUGGGUGAACCUCGCGACAUGCCGGACACAGCGCUUGUGCAUGGCUCCGUAAUUAGGCGUAUGGAAGCGGAUCCAAGCUAUAGACCGGGCAACCUAAUAAUUGGCGGCGGAGGCCGUGGUGUGAAGAUCGCACCGAAGGAGGCCGGCAUAGGUCAUUGGAGGGUCGCUCGGGAGGCUGGCGAUCGGCUUGGCGAAGCGGUCAUUAGGAUGCCAAAGCAGGCCGUCUAA
Molecule: messenger RNA, 1743 nt
Organism: Baudoinia panamericana UAMH 10762
Lineage: Eukaryota; Fungi; Ascomycota; Dothideomycetes; Mycosphaerellales; Teratosphaeriaceae
Exons: 17
Coding region: 1-1743 (580 amino acids)
Source: RefSeq, a predicted model, not a curated record